Molecule: messenger RNA, 829 nt
Organism: Lampris incognitus (smalleye Pacific opah)
Lineage: Eukaryota; Metazoa; Chordata; Actinopteri; Lampriformes; Lampridae
Gene: h3f3d
Product: H3 histone, family 3D
Exons: 4
Coding region: 73-483 (136 amino acids)
Cellular component (GO): nucleosome
Molecular function (GO): DNA binding; structural constituent of chromatin; protein heterodimerization activity
Source: RefSeq, a predicted model, not a curated record
CCUCGCGCAAACAAUUUCAUCAACCUCUGAUAGUGUGUGCGCGUCCGCCAGGAAAACAACAAGGGUAAAACUAUGGCUCGUACAAAGCAGACUGCUCGUAAAUCCACCGGAGGAAAGGCGCCCAGGAAGCAGCUCGCCACCAAAGCUGCCAGGAAAAGCGCUCCCUCUACCGGCGGAGUGAAGAAACCCCACAGAUACAGGCCCGGUACUGUGGCUUUGCGAGAGAUUCGUCGGUACCAGAAGUCCACUGAGCUGCUGAUCAGGAAGCUGCCAUUCCAGCGUCUAGUCAGGGAGAUCGCCCAGGACUUCAAGACAGAUCUCCGAUUCCAGAGUGCUGCCAUUGGUGCUCUGCAGGAGGCUAGUGAGGCUUAUCUGGUCGGCCUGUUUGAAGACACCAACCUGUGUGCCAUCCACGCCAAGAGGGUGACCAUCAUGCCCAAGGACAUCCAGCUUGCCCGGCGAAUCAGAGGAGAACGAGCAUAAACCAAACUAUCAAUUUUUUUUUCUCUUUCUGAAUUUAUUUUUUGAGGGAAGCUGGGUGGGUGGGAUUGGCUGGGGAGGGGGGUCAUGCGUGCUUUUUUUUAUCUUUCUAUUAAUAUCAUCAGUAGGUUCAGGGAUUUUGAUCAGUCUUUUCUAUUGUCGUUUCUCCCCUCUGAGUUGUUUGUAAUUUUAUCGUUUCAGAAUACAAGUUGAUUUGCAGGAGACCUGUUUGCAAAACAUUCCUUUAGCAUUCUCAGGUUUUGAAAAGGCAUUUAUCUGUUCCAUGUACCAUGUUCAUAUUUUAGGGUGUCUGUGUUUCAUGUUGUAAAUAAACUCUCCACUACCUCAA